AUUUCAUCAAUCUUUUAAUCAUGGGUUUUCUUCCAAAAUUCAAAAUUAUGUUUAUUUUCACACUUUCUUUUCAUGAUUUGCAGGACUGACUUUGGUGAAAUGAUUCGAACUGAAACUUUAGUUCCUGCCAUAACCAAAUUCAGAACCAUGUUUCCAUAUGGAGGAAGAAUGGUUGGAACAAUGACACCUAAGAAGCUAGCAAAUGAUGAUGCUGGAGAAGCCCGGAUAAAUGCGGAGGAGAACAUUGGACCCCUUGUUGCUUUUAGCAGGCCACCUCCAAUCCCUCCUUUUCUUGGACCUCUAGUUGCUCUUUCAUUGCUUCAAUCAUGGUCGAAACGAGAUAGCAACGAUGAUUGAACUAACAAAAUUUUGAAGGUUUUACUGUGCUUGUUAUGAAUGUAUGAAGGCUGUCUUGUCUGCUACCUUUUCUAUAUGUAGAUAAAAGUAAAGCCUUCAAAAUGUUCUGUGUACAUGUUCUACUUGUGGAGCUUAUCUACAAUGAAAAGGAAUAUCGUGUAGAUAAGUGUAACAAUUGUGAC
Messenger RNA from Lycium ferocissimum, 539 nucleotides. RefSeq lists its product as uncharacterized. The transcript has 2 exons. Lineage: Eukaryota; Viridiplantae; Streptophyta; Magnoliopsida; Solanales; Solanaceae. The record is from RefSeq and is a predicted model, not a curated record. Bases 73 to 357 code for a protein of 94 amino acids.